Messenger RNA from Capronia epimyces CBS 606.96, 1326 nucleotides. RefSeq lists its product as uncharacterized. Gene Ontology annotation, cellular component: nuclear envelope; nuclear membrane. The record is from RefSeq and is a predicted model, not a curated record. The transcript has 3 exons. NCBI's taxonomy places the organism in Eukaryota, Fungi, Ascomycota, Eurotiomycetes, Chaetothyriales, Herpotrichiellaceae. The coding region runs from base 1 to 1326 and encodes 441 amino acids. Gene Ontology annotation, biological process: nuclear envelope organization; lipid homeostasis.
AUGGCAUUUCGCGGUACAGAGAGUCCCAUGGACUUUGAAUGGCAAGGUUAUGGGCCCAUGGAUCCCAGCUCUCCCUUUCAUAAACACAUCAUGGAUGCUCAAGCAAAGAAGCGUACUCACAGCGAGUUUGACUCCCCGAAGAAGACCGCCGUUCCUGCCUUGCGCGAGCCUAAUAACCAACCAUUCUUCUUUUCAAACCCUCCCGCAUCCCCGUCUCAACCAUCCCCGUUCCGCGCAUCCUCGUUUACCACUCCACGCAAGCCGUUCGAUAUAGACUUCUCUUCCGGCCCAGAAAACUCUUCGCCACUCGAGCAGACAGACAACGACGAGACUCCGGACGCCAAACCUAUUCCGAUCGAGUUCAAGAGUAGUCCCCGGAAGACAGAAAACAAGAGAAGCUCGUUAUUUGGGCUGUACGGCAGAUUCGUUGCGAGCCCAGGCCGAGGAGAGAUCCGAAAACCUCACAGUGAUGCCAUUGCUCGACGCAUACACAAGAAACGCCGGCGGGCACAGAAGUUUGAUAAACAGUUGAUGUUGGGCAGAGUCGACCAGACCGACGACAGCGAAGACGACGCUCCUCCAAGUCCAUCUAAGCCGAAGACACCCAAAGUUGAAGAAGUGGGCUGGAUUACGGGUCUGUUUACGUUUAUCCACACAUAUCCUGACGCGCCUUCGAUCAUUGCAAAGUAUCUGCAGGUCUUUUUCAACGCCGCCAUUCUUGGGGGCUGUCUAUACAUGUUCUGGUCAUUUUAUGCAACCAUUCGGGCAGAUGUGGAUCGUGCCAGUGACGAUGCAAUGGCUGAAGUGCUCGCCGAGAUGGCAACCUGUUCGAAGAACUACGUCGAGAAUCGGUGUGGCGCCGAUACCCGACUGCCAGCCCUCGAGACCAUCUGCAGCAACUGGGAGCUAUGUAUGAACCGGGAUCCAAGCGCAGUGAAGCGAGCAAGAUUGAGUGCCCACACUUUCGCAGAGAUUUUCAAUAGUUUCGUGGAGCCGAUCAGCUUGAAGACUAUGAUCUUCACCAUCACUUUGGUAGUGGUCGGGCUGAUUGUCAACAACGCCACAUUUACGCUAUACCGACGACAACAAGAGCAGCAAAAUACAGGCAUGUACCGACCGCCUUCAGGCUCAUAUAUGCAUCCUGGACCCCAUAAUGGACAGAUGAGCCAAUUUGCUUUGUCUCCGGGAACACCAUACGGUCAGCAUUAUGUGGGCUGGCAUCCAGAUCAGGGGUUUGGCGGCCAGCAGCAACUAGAGUAUCAGCGGAGUCCAAGCAAGGAGCAUCGCGCGCGAAGUCGGAGUCCGGAGAAAAAGGCUUUUGCAUAA